This is a messenger RNA of Lotus japonicus, 3908 nucleotides long. Its product is annotated as myosin-binding protein 2-like. The transcript is spliced from 6 exons. The record is from RefSeq and is a predicted model, not a curated record. NCBI's taxonomy places the organism in Eukaryota, Viridiplantae, Streptophyta, Magnoliopsida, Fabales, Fabaceae. Gene Ontology annotation, molecular function: myosin binding. The coding region runs from base 308 to 3445 and encodes 1045 amino acids.
CACUGCUGAUAAUUGAGAUCCACUUUGGCCUAAAGGUAAUUAUGAAUGGUGCAUUUUACUGAUACAGUGACUGAAACAUUUGCACGUUUCUUAGUCUCUGUCUCUGCUUCUCUUGCCAAUUACUCAGCUUUUGCUAUUCUGUCAAACACUAAAGCUUGAGAAACACACUCUUUUCUUCUGAUUCUGUUUUGUAAUCUCUUUUGUGCUCUUGAGAGCUUCUUCCUUCUUUCCCUUCCUCACUCUCUUCCCUUCCCCUUCCCUCUUUCCAAUCUCACACACACAAGAAAUUAACAAAGUGGAAACAUCAAUGGCCACCAACAAGUUUGCAACCAUGCUACACAGAAACACCAACAAAAUCAGUGCAACUCUAGUGUAUGCAGUUCUAGAAUGGUUCUUAAUUAUCCUCCUCCUUCUCAACUCUUUGUUCAGCUACCUUAUCACCAGAUUUGCCAAAUGGGUUGGCCUCCAACCACCAUGCAUUUGGUGUUCAAGGGUUGAUCAUGUCCUGCACCAAGGAAAGAGCUCAAAUUUGUUUUCAAGGGAACUUCUGUGUGAGACUCAUGCAGCUGAGAUUUCCAAGCUUGGUUACUGCUCAAAUCAUCAAACACUGGCUGAAGCACACAACAUGUGUGAGGAUUGCUUUGCUUCUCAGCCAAAUCAACAUGAUGAAAACUCAUUUGGAGUGAGACACAGGAUUGCUUUGAUAUCAUGGGUGAGUCAUGAAAGUGGAGAGAAUGUGAAGAGGUGCUCUUGCUGCAAUGAGAGCUUGAGAAGCAAGAUUUACCCUCCUUAUUUGUUAUUGAAUCCUUCCUGGGGGGAUGGGAAUUGCACAAGCAAAGGGUCCCUAAUUGUAGAAUCAAUAGAUGGUGAAAAGGAAGGAGAUAAAGACCUUGACUUUGAGAGAAACAAUGGAGAUGGAGAUCAUGAUGAUGAAGGGGUAGUAGCAGAUGAGCAUCAGAUACUUUCUGAUAUUGAAAGUUUUAUCCUCAGGGAGACAGCGGAGGAUCGUUCAAGUUCUAAUUCAAAUUUGCAAUCUGAUGAAAAGGAUGCAGAAAAUGAAGAGAAGAAAGAAAAGGAUGCACAUUGGGAGGAUAGAUCACUUGAAGUCAUGAUUAAGCACUUUGAGGAUCAUGUACCUUGUGAUACCAAUCGUUUGAUACCUAUCAAGUUAAUAGACUCUAUUUCUUCUUUGAAAUUUGGAUCAUGCAAAUUGGAUGAGGAUCUGGGGGAGAAGGAGCAACAGAUGCAGAGUUUUGCUAUUGAGGCACCAAUUGAAGCACAAUCAACCAUCUUAGAAGCAGCAUUGCUCACAGUGGAUAAGAAGAAUGAAGAGAAAUCAAGCAUGAGAGAACUUCAAAGCUUGCUUAAUUCUACUUCAGAGGUUGAGGAGUCAAAAUGGAAUUCAGUAGUUGAAGUAGGUCCAGAAAUGGCUACUUAUGAAGAGGCUAAAAUUUCACUGAAUGAUGGCAACAGUGUUGAAGCACAAGUUGAUCAGUCUCGAUCUCAAGAACCAGUGUGCUUAUAUGCAUGUACACAAGAAGAUGAAUCUCAAUCAAGUGAUGAUGAUGCUGAAGUUCCAAACGCAUUUGGAAAAUUCAUUGCUCAAAAUAAUCUAGGCACGUCUCAAAGUUUAUCCAAAGAUGAUAAAAGUUUAGAAGCAGCUAUGGAAGAACAAGAAAAUACUUCAAGAGCUAAUUCACCUCCAUAUGAAGAACCACCCUACUCAUAUCAAUGCAUACCAGAAGAUCAAUCUUCUGCAAGUGACAGUGAGGAUGAUGCUGAAGUUCCAAAUGCCUUUGAAAAAUUCAUUGCUCAGAAUAAUCUAAGCAUGUCUCAAACUUUAUCCAACAAUGAUAAGUGUUUAGAAGCAGAUACGGAAGAACCAGAAAAUACUCCACGAGAACCAAGCUGCUCAAAUCAAUGCAUACAAGAAGACCAAUCUUCUACGAGUGAAAGUGAGGAUGAUACUGAAAUUCCCAAUGCCUUUGAUGAAUUCCUCGCACAGAAUAAUCUCUGUCCAGAUAAAACAGGUGGAAAUAAAUCAAAUAAUAGCGAAUAUACUGAAAUGAUUGCGAAAGCAACACCAAUUGAGAAAAAUCAUGAAGGCACAAGCCAUCAAUCGUCCAAGGGCUCAGAGUCAUAUGAAGUAGAAGAAGAUAAACUUCCUGAAACUCCCAGUUCUGUAGAUGGCUUGCAUUACCUACACAGGAAAUCGAUGCUCUUUGAGAAAAGGGAAUCAGGUGCAGAGGAUUCCGGGGAUGGCAGUGUUGCGAGUGAGUUAGAAUAUGGUGAUCCAGUACUAACAAUUGACCGGCUGAAAACUGCAUUAAAAUCUGAACAGAGGACUCUUAGUGCUCUAUAUCAAGAACUAGAAGAAGAGAGAAGUGCCUCUGCAGUAGCUGCCAACCAGACAAUGGCAAUGAUUACAAGGCUGCAAGAAGAAAAGGCAGCAAUGCAGAUGGAAGCAUUGCAAUACCAGAGGAUGAUGGAAGAACAAGCAGAGUAUGACCAGGAAGCUUUACAGCUUUUGAAUGAUUUAAUGAUGAAAAGAGAGAAAGAGAAGCAAGAGCUUGAGAAGGAAUUGGAAGAGUACAGGCAAAAGGUGGUGGAUUAUGAAGAAAAACAGAAUCUAAAUGUGUUGAGAAGAAUGAAAGAUGGAAGUUUAAGAAGUAGAGAUUCUUCUUCUUCUUGUAGCAAUGCAGGCUACAUUGAUGAUCUAUCCAUUGAUCUUAACCAUGAAGCCAGAGAAGAUGAUAAUGGCUUUUUCAACCAUGAGGAAAGCAGACACAUUAAUGGAACUGAUUCAGUUUCUAAUUUGGAGGAGAUGGCGCUAGACUGUGUAAAGCAUGUAAGUGCCCUUGAUAACACAUUGGAGGAAUUUGAGGAAGAGAGGGCUUCAAUUCUAGAUCAGCUCAAAGUAUUAGAGGAAAAGAUAAUAUAUUUGGCAGAUAAAGAGGAAAUUCUUGAUGAGGUCAAAUUUAUUGAGAGUUCAACAUAUGGUGACAAAGGCUUGAUUGAGAAUUGUGAUUUUAGCAGUUUAGAGGACAACAUGCAUUCUAAUGAAUUUUCAGAUAAUAAACACUCUCCAAGAAGAACAAUGGGUUCUUUGGCAAAGAGGCUCCUGCCAUACUUAGAUGCAGCUGAUACUGAGAUUGAAGAAGUGUAUGCAUUUGACAGACAAUUGGAAACUGAAACAUCUAGUAUGCAAAACUCAGGACCUAUUCUUCAAAUGGAUGGCAUGAAGGUCUCCAUUGAAGAGGAGGUUGAUCAUGUUUAUGAGAGGUUACAAUCUCUUGAAACAGAUAAGGAGUUUCUCCAGCAUUGUAUGGGCUCCAUACAGAACGGAGAUAAAGGAAUGGAUCUGCUUCAAGAAAUCUUGCAACAUUUUCGCGAUCUUAAGGCUGUGGAACUCCGCUUGAAGACCAUGGGUAAUGAUCAACUAUAGUGAAGUUGCAUUCACCAACCAAAGAUGUGCAGGCACUAGAUGCAGAUAGCUUUGUUGGAGGUAAUCAUGAUGGAUAUGCACAUUUAUGAUUCCUGUGCUUCAUGCAGAAGCAUGGUAACCGAACUUUGUAACAAAAAUACAGAAAAUUUUCUCCAAUGGAGGGAGGGAUUUCUAGUGUCUUGUUGUGGUUUGUCAAAUGAGUAAAAGAGAUGCAGACAGAAAUGUUAGAGUAUGAACAUGUUCAUAUUAUAAGGUUUGAGUUUGGGCUACCCAUGAAAAUUGUGUGAAGCCCAAAAUUUUACAGUAAAGAACUUGUAAGUAGCUAGAGGGGUGUUAAUUGUUAUGUAUAAACCUCACAGCACAAUCAUGCAUUCAUCAUCAUGUACAACAACUUGUAUCUAUUUUAACUCUUAUUCCAUGAUCAUUCAAUUCAAUAUAACAAUGAAAGAUUGCAACAACAAAA